AUGGCCCCAUUCCGCAACUUCCUCGGCCGUAAACCCCAGCCCAAUGGCGGGGAAACCGUUGGCUUCAACGAAAACAAUGAGAACAAUCCACCUAGUCAACUCCAGCGUCCUGGUCCCACACCAAUCGAGGUACGGGGAAGCCAUGAUGGGGUGCCUCCCGAGUAUAAAUUGAGUGUUGUGAAUGACAGCGGCGUCUAUCUUCCACCCUCUCCACCAGAGAAGCAGAGUUUCUGGUCCCGCUACCCCGGCUCAACGCGGUCGUCAAAUCAUCAUCGCGAUCUAGUGGACGAGAACGAACCAUUCUCAAUAUCGCGCGAAUCCUUUGACUCCUACCGCCGGUCUUUUGAUAUAUCCGCCCGCGCCCCAGUAUCACACCCCGAUGCCGUCCCAUCCCGCACCUCCCUCGACUCCCGCUUUUGCCGAGUUACAUCGCCCGCCAUGCGACCCACAACUUUCGAAAAGCCCGACGUAAUGAAAGAAGAAGUCUUCGAGGACGUUGGACUCAACGACGAGGCAAAGCCUAAGAAAAAGGGCAUUUUCGCCCGGUUUGGCGAUUCUAGCGAUGCGCCGUCAUCUGGCAAGUCUACUUCCUUUGGGUUCCACAUUCCUGGCAGGAAGCGCGGGCAGAGCGGCGGGGGAUCGGAGAUGUGCUCUAUGCCAAAGCCUGAGCCCAUGACCGCAUCUACGCCAGAAAUUAAUCGCGAAUGA
Molecule: messenger RNA, 708 nt
Organism: Penicillium longicatenatum
Lineage: Eukaryota; Fungi; Ascomycota; Eurotiomycetes; Eurotiales; Aspergillaceae
Exons: 4
Coding region: 1-708 (235 amino acids)
Source: RefSeq, a predicted model, not a curated record